AAUGCAAGCCCAGAAAGACUUAGCAUGAUUAUCAUCAUGGGGGUUACGGGAGCGGGGAAGAGCUACUUUAUCAAUCGCCUUGCUGGGCGAGAGGUUGUCCAGGAAGGAGCCGAUCUAGACUCAUGUACUCAAGCGUGUCAGCUCAUUCCCAUCACAAUUGGUGCAAGCAAAGUCCUUCUCAUUGACACUCCCGGGUUUGAUGAUACUCAGAGAACCGAUUCCGAAAUCUUGACGGAGAUUGCCCGUAUUCUGUCCUGUCAGUACCAGCUUGGCGUGGAUCUCAAGGGCGUGAUAUACAUCCAUCGCAUAACCGACAUCCGCUACAGCAGAUCAUCAGUUAAGACUUUCGAGGUCUUCAAAAAGAUCUGCGGCGAGAGAGCGCUCAAAAACGUUCUGCUCAUAACGUCACGAUGGGGCGAGGUCUCUCAAUCGAUCGGAUCGGACCGAGAGCGGCAGCUGAAGGACCGCUUCUGGGCGUACAUGCUUGGCCGCGGUUCAAAUAUAAGUCGAUUCUAUGGCGACCGCGACUCCGCCAUCGGCUUGAUCAGUCAAUUGCUGAUGAAGGAGACGGCUGUCCUCGAGCUUCAAGAGGAGCUCGUCGACAAUGGCAAGCGUCUGAGCGAAACAAGCGCCGGUGCAUAUGUCAGCAACAACAUUGAUGACAUGAAAAAAAGAUACGAGGAAGAGCUCGCUUCUCUGGAGAAACUAAAGCUAGAGCUACGAGCCAACGAUCGGGCGAUGAAGCGGCAGAUUCAGAGAGACUGGGAGGAAGAGCAAUUGCGUCUCGAGAAGGCCCAAAAAGAACAGGUCAGUCUCCAGCGCCCUGUUGGUACUGAGGUGCAGGAAGAGAUUAAGAAGAAGAGAUUCAAACUUUCUCUCUUAAUUCCAUUCAUCCCCUCUGCCAUCAGCAUUAUGUGCAUGUUUGUAGGCAUUCCGCCAGGGGUAUCAGGGAUCUUCACCUCGUGGAUGGGUAUUGACGACCCAGGAUCCGAUUUCUCCUUAUCUGAUCUGCUCUCUUUUUGACGAUCGGGUUCUGGACUGGAUCUCGCUUGCAAGCCAAUGCAAAUCUCCACUACCAUUUUUGAUCAUCUAGACGCCUAGCUGAGAUUUGCAGACGAAUAGGACAGCACGAUAUAGGCUUGUUAAAAUCACCCUCGAAAUGGAUUCAUGGAUGGAGAAUGUCCGUUCAAUUAUUGCCUGGUGCUAUUAUAGCGGAAUCUGAUUCGUUGCUGCCAAAAGAUAGGCGAUGAUACGGCACGGCACGAGAAGGUUUGGAGUGCAUGAUCUAGCUACCUUCAAUACCGGUCAGCCAUUUAUAAAUAGUGCAGCACACGACUUGGUGCAUGGGAAGACGUGUCCAAGAUAUCCUCAUUGGAGAAGAGGC
Mytilinidion resinicola is the source of this 1384-nucleotide messenger RNA. RefSeq names its product P-loop containing nucleoside triphosphate hydrolase protein. The record is from RefSeq and is a predicted model, not a curated record. Bases 25 to 1023 code for a protein of 332 amino acids. NCBI's taxonomy places the organism in Eukaryota, Fungi, Ascomycota, Dothideomycetes, Mytilinidiales, Mytilinidiaceae. Gene Ontology annotation, molecular function: GTP binding. The transcript is spliced from 2 exons.